Molecule: messenger RNA, 1175 nt
Organism: Sclerotinia trifoliorum
Lineage: Eukaryota; Fungi; Ascomycota; Leotiomycetes; Helotiales; Sclerotiniaceae
Source: the annotation of a GenBank genome assembly
CCACUUUUUCUUCCACCGUGAAUCAUACGCACGAGUCACUGAAUAUUUGUGCAUGGAUAGACCAUAAUCCCUGUUCGUACUGAAACCGGAUCCCCACCCACCUCGUACAACCACAUUAAGGUUAGAUAACUCCUGGUUCCGUGACUUGUUUCUGGAACUCCUCCCUCAAGUUGGUGGGGUGCGGAUAUGCGACCUCGAUCCAUUAUUGCAGUUCUUGCAUUCCCUAUAAAGCCCUCUGUUAUUGCGACCGCGACCGCGUCUAACGUUGCUAAUUUCAAGCAUUGUUCAUUGGUCAGUCCUCUAAAUUCUUUUUGCAGGAUGAAUAUUAACGCGCAAAAGUGGUUCCGAUAUUCCCUACUGCGCUACUCCUCGAAUUGGCCCGCAGGGAAUUUAUUCAAUCCUAGCUUGUCGAGCUGAUAUACCGCUUGGAAUAUCUUACGUAUACCUAGCGUAUCGUUUAACGGCCAAACGACAAUCGGUCAUCUUUCCUCGAUAUCUCGGUGCAGAUGGUAGAAUCACCUAUGUGACGCAUACGCCGAUAAUAUAAAUAUUGACUACCGCAAUCACAACAGGAGCAACCCGCCCGUCCUUCGCAUUCCAAAGCGCCCCAGUACGAAUUUCAAGCUCGUAUUUUCGCAACCCCAUCUUCCGAUUACCCUUCUACACCGUAUCAUGAUGGAAUUAGUGAUAUGAGCGUCAUCCCACAAGCCGCUAUUGUAGCGGUAGCUAUCAUUGGAGGAUUAGUGAUUCUAUGUGCUAUUGUUGGUUCUAUUGUGUUUCUGGUUCAUAGAUGGAGAAGACGCUUGCCGAUGGCUAAUAUGCAGGCGGAUUUGGAUAUGAUGCCGUUGGAGGAAUUGGAGGGGAGGAAAACCUUUAAUGGACGCUUGUGUGCUUCUUCGUCUCUUGGGUCGGUAGUCUCUCAGAAGGAAUAGAUGGUGGAAUGAUAUUUUUUAUAAAGGAUUGUUAUGUGAUGCUUUCUGAAGACUUUUGGAUGAUUGAAAUUAUUCUGGUUGCGUGCACGCAUGCGUAUAUAAAAUGACUGAAAAUUGGAGAUUUACUACACUGCUUAUUUUUGUAUCUGGAAAGCUGAAUGUCUGUAGUAGGAUGAUUAGAUGGUUGGGCGCUGUGGGUGGAGGAAGAGAGGUGCACUGAGUUGGUAACAACACUAUAGUGUU